Messenger RNA from Pieris rapae (cabbage white), 1631 nucleotides. RefSeq lists its product as uncharacterized. Gene Ontology annotation, molecular function: phosphatidylinositol bisphosphate binding. The coding region runs from base 74 to 1012 and encodes 312 amino acids. The record is from RefSeq and is a predicted model, not a curated record. Lineage: Eukaryota; Metazoa; Arthropoda; Insecta; Lepidoptera; Pieridae. Gene Ontology annotation, cellular component: membrane. The transcript has 6 exons.
GUUUAUGAUAACCAGUUGAGUUUCGACUGCAACGAGUACGAAUGUACUUUGUCUUAUUAUAUAUUGUGAAACAAUGGAUUUUAAACCGAAGAAAUCAAUAUUACACUUUUCAAGUGAAUGCGAAGAACUUGGGAUGCUAAAUAUAAAUUUAGGAAAAGGUGAUAUGGAAGAAAUUAUAGAAAUUAUAAGACAAUGGAUUGAAAAACAGCCACACUUCAAAAGCAAAAAUUUCAGCACAAACUAUCUAAAAAUGAGCAUUCUUGGGGCGAAAGGAUCUAUAGAGCGAGUCAAAAGUUUAUUGGACAAAUCCUGCACUUUAAGAACUUUGCUACCACAUUAUUUUCAAUUUUCGGAUAUGAAAAGUGAUUUAAAAGAACUGUUUGAGAUCGUGACCCCUGUUAUUUUACCCAACUAUUCAAAAGACAACGCAAGAAUAUUCAUAAUGAAAUUCUGGAGUGAUAUUAAGAAAUCAUCACAAAUAACAGAAUUGCACAAAAAUUCAAUCCGAAUGAUUGAAUAUAUAAUGCAAGUAGACAAUGUAUCUUCUAUGCAUAUGUGUAUAGAUCUUUUGAAUAUAAAUGUAUUCGAUCUAGUAUCCAAACAAAAUCCAUUUGAACUGAAGGAUGUUGCGACAAUAACUAUGGGAGGAUAUGGAACGAGAGUAAAAGGUGUACAUUGUAUAACAACAUCAAAGUACGUUGACGCUUUUGUAGCUCUUUUAAAGCAAGUGCUCUCGCCGAAGUUAAUAAGCCGGAUACACGUUUAUAGAACUUGGAGUGAACUGUACGAUGUUCUUGGUAAAGAUGUUAUUCCAAUUGAGUUUGGUGGAAAUGAGAAAUCUAUUAGAGAAAUUCACGAUGACUGGCAAGAUGAACUGUCUUCUGAAGAAUUCAAGAAGUAUCUAGAAGAAAGAAGUAAAAUGUGCACUGAUGAAUCUCUACGGCCAAAGGAUAGGUUUAAUGAUGAAUAUGCUGGAAUGCCGGGUUCAUUUAGAGUUUUAAGUGUUGAUUAAAUAUAUUUCAUUCCCAUUUAAAUGUUAAAAAUGACAAAACGAAUUAUUAUAAUAAAAAUAAUUUUACAAGUUUAAUUAUCUCUAAGGUGUUGGUGACAAUAAAUAUUAAUAAAAUCACAAAUAAAUUAAUUACAAAACCUUUGGAACGAGCAAUAAAACUAAAAAAAAUUGUUUAUACAUUAAAUGAAAAAAUUCUAUAGACAAGAUAAAGGUCUCUUUUAUUCGCAUCGUUUAUUACCUAACAUUAAACAUUGACAAUUAGCAUGUGAAGUUAAUAUAUGCCUUAUUUUAAUUUCUGUUUAUCUGCAUAUUGUUUGAAAUCUUACACACAAUCUUAUAAAGCUUCCGUCCGCGUAAUUAAACAAUGUGUUCUGUGUCUACCGCAACCGAAAAAUAUUAUUUCGUGGGAAAUACUGGAAUAUUCCCCACGAAAUAAUAUUUUUCGGUCUCACUACUAUUAACAACCGUGUAUUUGAUAAGAAUAUAUAGCUUACGCAUACAAAUAACUAGACGCGUACGAUGUAGUCACAUAGUAGUACUUAUCGUCAUUCGGAGCAAUAUACAUACAUAGAUAACUCUUAGGGUCUGUUUCACAAUGUAUGGAUAAAGUACCAAAUAG